AUGUUGCCUUCCCAAGAAGCCUCCAAGAUCUACCAUGACAAUUACAUGCGCAACUCCCGGGCCAUCGGGGUGCUGUGGGCCAUCUUCACCAUCUGCUUCGCCAUCGUCAACGUGGUGGUGUUCAUCCAGCCCUACUGGAUCGGCGACAGCGUCAACACGCCGCAGGCCGGCUACUUCGGCCUCUUCCACUACUGCGUGGGCACCGGGCCGUCGCCCAGCCGGGAGCUCACCUGCGUGGGCAGCUUCUCCGACUUCAGCUCCAUCCCGUCCGGAGCCUUCAAGGCGGCCUCGGUGUUCGUGCUGCUGUCCAUGGUGCUGAUCCUCAGCUGCAUCGCCUGCAUGGCGCUCUUCUUCUUCUGCAACACCUCCACCGUUUACAAGACCUGCGCCUGGAUGCAGCUGCUGUGCGGAGUGUGCCUGGUGCUGGGUUGCAUGAUCUUCCCCGACGGAUGGGACGCCGAGGUGAUCCGGGACAUGUGCGGGGAGCAGACGGGGAAAUACUCCCUGGGCGAUUGCUCUGUACGCUGGGCCUAUAUGCUGGCCAUCAUGGGCAUCCUGGACGCCCUCAUUCUCUCCUUCCUGGCCUUCGUCCUGGGUAACCGGCAGACGGACUUCUAUCUCGAUGAUUUGCAGACAGACAACAAAGAUUUCGCUGUGUCGAGGAUCGAGGUGCGGGACAGAAGAGAGCCAAGGUACGGAGUGCAGCGUCUUCACUGAGGGCAACAAUGGCACUGGAAACCUUCUCUUCUCUUCUCUUCUCUUCUCUUCUCUUCUCUUCUCUCACCCAUCUGUUUCUCUGAAUUCUCUUCUCUCCUUGUUCCUUCUCUUCUCUCCUCUCCAAUGAUCAGGAUAUCACCCACUUUCAAUGCAGACACCAAGUGUACAGGAUUCUGUAAGAUAAAAACAACAACAACAACAACAACAACAACGAAAAACACUGGGAUAAACUAUAUUUUGAAAAAAAAUAAUUAUACAAGGUUGUACAGUGCAUUUAACACUCUCAACGACUUUCUCAACGAAUACCUUUAUGAUGAAAAAAAAAGAAAAAGAUUUUACUGUAUUUAAAGUCUUGAUUUGUGUGAGAAAUUCAACCCCCUGAGAUGAAGAACCAUAGUGUCCAUCUAAGAUUUUAUGACAAUUUAUUUAAAGAUCUUGCUAUUUAAUGGCUUUGAGUUUGUGUGUUGUAUGCGUUCAUAGCUUCGGGAGGCAGAUUAUUGAUUGAGUCGAGACUCGCAAUACAGCAGCAAGUACAUUGUUUAACACCCACAACACUGCAACAGGGACGUGUAUGGCUCUUCAUCUGAGGACUUUCAAAUGUGAGGAAUUUAAAAAGGAGUACCCCAUUGCAGCUUUACAGAACCUAACAUCUCUGGGAGAUUCUCUACUGUACAUACUUAACAAUGUAAAUAACAUUACCGCUGAAAAAACAGCCGACAACAAAACCUCAUCCGACUCUAAUGCAUUCGAGUAUUUCUACCCUCGGUUUCAGUGUUCCUCUUGCCGGAAGAGCAUCAGAGUACGUGCAAAUCCAUUGUGUUUAUAUGACUCCUCGCUACUCAUCUGGUGGGAUUAGAGAAGGGCGUAAAAUGGGAAUCUUUAAGCUGGAUAUUCCACAGAGAAAAAAAAUGGAGAGGACCGCGAAACAAGGUGAUUGCGUACGAUCACCACUUUUUGACACGGAACACAGGCGCUUCCCCUGCAUCAACGUGGCCUCAAAACAAGCCCCUUAUUGUAGUUUCUCACCCUACAGUACACAGUGGAAAUUCAAAUUGCUGAACUGAAUUGCAGCUGUCCAAGUCAGACUUAGAAGUCAUGUGUGUUUUUUUUUGUUUUUUUCUUUUCUCUCUGUCGGAGUUCAGUCCUUUGUAAAAAAAAAGAAAAAAAAAAAUCCAGUGUGCAGUUUACUCCAGUUUAUGGCUCCAGCAUACGGUGAUCAGUUUACUCUACAGAUGUCUUAAGACUGUGUGAAUAUGGCUGUAUGAGUCGGCCUUCUCUCAGAGGGAAGCCCCAAGUGCUGCAUUGUCUUAAGGUGAUGUCACUUAUAUGCCUCUUUGAAUACGCAACGCUGCUUGUAGUAGUAGUAGUAGGAAUCAUAAGAGGGAUAAAAUCGCAGCGGAUCAUUCCCCAAAGAACAUAAGUCCUUAAAAAGUACAACAUCACGUCAAAAUGUUGCCUCUGUAACGUGAAUAUUAGUCAGCAGAAGAUGGUGUCAUACCAUUAAAUCCUUACUAGCACGUUAGACAUCACAUUUUUAUGUUGUUAUUGGCAGGAUUUUAGAAAUACUAAAGUCUAGAGCCCAAGUCUUCACGAGGCACUUUGCCCCCCCCCCUUGGUAAAGUAGCAUAAAAGUAGCUAACCUGAAAUAAAAUGGGCCUCAUGCAAGAACGGUAUGUGUGUCGCGUCAGCGUCCUGUAUCGGAUUCAGCAAGCUUGUCACAAAUCGCUCGUUUCAACCUGAGUAGUACCUCCUGUUUAACAGAAGAGGUGUGGGGCUGUGAGAUUUGGUCAUCAGCAGGAUGUGCACCUAAAAGUGGGCUAACUGUUAGACUAGAUCAAGCAAAGCAGCCCAUGACUUACAUGGAUUGAUGGGAGAAUGUUAUACAGUCAAUGUUGUAAUGUGUUACAGUGCCGUAUGCAACAGCAACCCACUCCCUAGAAGAAAUGUUUGGCAGUUUGCGUUUCUGCAAACCACCGAUUUGUUGCAACUCCAGAUGACCUUGUGUUGCAAUUUUAGGUUUCUUUUAUGACAUCCCUGUGCUUAUGGUCCAGUUAGGUUUAGGAACAAAACACUUGUUUGGGGGUUAAGAAAAUAUUUCGUUUUGGCUUAAAAUAGUAAAUGCGUCAUUUUGCCAUCACAAUCGCAGCUGCAAAUCAUCCCCGGGUCGCCUUAAAAAUAUCCAGUGGUUUCAAACAUGUUGAAAAGUGUAUCCGUUGUUUACAGAAAUGUAAACUACCAACAUUUCUAUGUGGCGGCUGGACUGGCAACAGAAGGUGUUCCAUGUUGCAUAAGCUGCCCUGCAAUAACAUGCCAGCAAGAAGGAGAAUCAAAGUUUUCCAACCACUCAGUAAAUUGUCAAACCAAGAUUAAUUGAUUUUGGCAACAUAUUUGAACUUCAGAUUCAUUUGAACAAAGGCUUUAUGGUUUGAUUAGCCCUGUUCCUCUGGGAAGCAAUGCAGUAUUCAGUUCAUGACUAGUAUGACAGGUCUGGACCACACAUGAACUGAAGUUUGUACAUUAGACACACUCCUAAAUAGAAUUAAUUCUGUAAGGUAUUCUUGCCUGAGGCCCAAUUGAGUCGAAUACACCUGGAACCAACCAAUGAAAAAAAAAAGUGUUACAGUGAUUUGCUAGAUUGUUUGCCCAUUCAAGAAAAACACACAAAUUCCCAAAAGUAAUACGGAUGACCUCUGUGUCAGCGGUGGUAGCUACUAUCCUGAUCGCGGGCCUCAUAUGUUGAAAAAAAAGUAUUAUUUAUGUAGCAUUGUUAACGUGACAUGCCACCGUACCACCCAGAUGAUUGUUGCUCCGACAACAAUGGACCUUGAUGUAGCAUUCGAGACAAUGCCAUUGGUGUCAGCGGUUUAUAUCAAAAACACAUGUGACAUUAAUUAUUGCUGACAUGUUUAACGGCCACACCAGCAACAUUAAAGUUGAAAUUCCGGCAGGACAUUUCAAACAAGAUAACCCAGAGGUGACUGGCUUGACACACCCAAUAGGUUCCGUUGACUCAUGUUUUAACCAGUGAACAAAAAAUUGGCUCCUGCUCCAUAAAUAUGACUUUACCUGCAAGGCCGGGCAUCAGUAUGAUGUCUGUGACUCCCUGUCAUACCCAUUCGCACAGUUAUGGCCUCUGCAGGCUAUAGCCACAUGAUAACACUGAUAUCAGUUAUAUUGCUCUAGGUAUGAUUCUAACAUGUGACAAGCUAUGGUUGCACCAUGGGGCUCUUAUCCCUCUCAGAGCAGCACUUCCAGGCUGUUAGAGGACCUCCUUAGGCACCAAACCAGGGUUGAGUCAUCACGGGAAUAAAAUUAAUUGUGUAUUAAAAAAACAAACAAAAAAAAAAGCACACGGUUAAUUGUUUCAUAUGAGGAAUUGGCAUGCUCUGCCCAUGUGGAGGGGGAGGCACGAUCACACUGUAAACCCUGAGAGGCAAUUGAAUCCGUUUCGCGGAGCAACUAAACCCCACGAGGUGAUGCGCGUUCUGUGAGACAGCUGCAGACAUCAGUCACAAGUGAUUACACUGCAUUAUAUUUAACUGUAAUCCAUGUUAUACUUUGUCAGUGAUGCACUAUUAACACAUGCAGCAAGAAGUAUUCGUUUUAAAAAAAACGAUGGCACCAUGAAUUUUGUGAACCAAUCAUCAGUUACAACAUCGGAAAUGUAACGCAUCAAGUAUUUGUGCUCUUGGUUAAAGGUGCAAUAUGUAAGAAUUUUAGUUUAAAAAUUUUUCAAAAAUGAAAUGAAACAGUUUUAACAUUAUGUCAAAGAGGUCUGUGUGUGGUUUUAUCUACUGAGGAUAGCAUGCUAAUCUGCUAGCCCCAUGCCUGAAAACCUUUUUGUGCUAGCUGUGUAAACAAUAAAACUACCCCAGUAGACUGGCAAGCUGCACAGCUAACUGAGCUAAGAAGCUAACAGUAGCUGCAGUCAUGGAUUUAUAAACAGAAAAAAAAAGUUAGCAGCAGAUAGCAGUUACUCUUGUGAUGCGCUCCCCUUUUUGUUGGGAGUAUGACAAUGGGUGGCCAAUUUUUACAUAUUGCACCUUAAAUAUAAGACACCUUUAUUCACGUAGAUGUCGGCACAUGUACCUUGUAUUGGUUAUUGGUGCAUCCCUACAAUAUAAACAUAUAAUGAGCAGAUAGCUAGAUGUGCAGUGUAUUUUUCAGUGUGAUAGCUAGCUAACUCUCAGGAAGCUGUGUGCGCAGUACUGUAUUAAAGGCUCAUUAUGGAAAUGACUGGAAAAACAACAAGUCGGAGAAGAUUUUCAGUCGAUGCUCUUGUGAUGUGGUGAUCGCCCAGUAAAGUUUAAGUGUGAGACAUUUGGGUGGAGCAUCAGCGCUCUGGUGUUCCAAGCUGGGCCUUUAAGACACUAUGAAAACAACCCUUAUGCUGAAUCUAACGAUGCUGUCCAUGCAGGCUCUGCGUGGCCUACAUCUGUCAAUCAUCUUAGGGUAGGAGCGCUGGGCCCCCAUUCAAGAAAAGUUUCUUUCACGUUGACCUUGAAGUAGCUGUGCAAGAAUUUGAAAAAUACAAUAGAAAACAACUGAAACGCUAUUGACAGACCUCAUCCAUUUGGCAAUGCAAGAAGUAUGUUUUUGCUUUUGAUAUGUACAUGAUGAAUUGAGAAAACCAGUGCACUUGCUGAAACAUCAGCAUGAUGAUUUUUUUUUUUUUUUUUGGUAUCUAAUGGUAUAAAUGGCGGUAAUGUCUCUCAUAUAAUAUAUAUUGUGAUUUAGACAUCUCCUAUAGCGUGCAUCUCUCAUGUGGGAAUACUUUCAUGGGCCCAGGACUUAUUUUACAACAAAUCUACAAAAAGAAAACAACAAAGAACGAAGCCCUGAGACCGAAGUGGUCACGUCCGGCUUCCGGGCAUCGUCACCUUGUGUGAUCAUUGGUCUGGUCUCCUCUCCGGGUACUCUGUUCCUGUGGACUUGACGAUGAACUGAAAAAUACCUUAACAAGGAACUGACAAUACCUUAACCCUGAUGAGCACAUAUUUGUACCACUCCAGGUGCCUCUAAGAACUCUUGAUUUAAUUCAGAUGUGGUGCAGAACCAGCAAAACAAGUAGUGACACUGUAGUUUUUCUACUAAAGGCUACAUACUCUGACUGAGCUCUGAAGCUAGGUGGGUUUUACUGCAGAUUUGAGGUCAAUUCAGUUUCAAGUCGAACAAUUGAAACUAAGAGAAUUCACAAUAUUUAUCCCCCAAUUAUUUAACUUAAUUUGGGGAAGCAUUUUAAUAAAACUAAAUAAAAACUGAAUAAAAAAAAAAUGAAAAAAAACAGCACUUGCGUUUCCUUUAUUUUCAGUUUGUGAUUGGACUCCAGAGCUGAAUUUACCUCGAUCUUGGAUUGCAGAAUCAUUUAAAGAGAAAAAAAAAAUGAAAAGCUAUUAAAAAGGACACAGAGACGAUGAGAAGUCAUUUCCAGUCCCUAGCAGCGGACAAAAUGUCUGCUGACUAUGUAAAUGUCAUUGAUGUGUCAAUGAUUUCAUCAUAGUUUUUAUCAUGCAAUAUCAUGUAUAAAGAUAUAAUGUCGGGGGCGGGAUGGGUCGGGGGCCAAGAUGAAUAAUGUCCAGUGACUUAUGUUAUGUUAAUAGUUGACUUUCUGUUAACUCCUGAAAUGCAGAUGUUGCCAAAAUACCAUCAACUAUCAUGUGUUAACAUGAAAAAAAAAAAAAAAAAAAA
Molecule: messenger RNA, 6405 nt
Organism: Acanthopagrus latus (yellowfin seabream)
Lineage: Eukaryota; Metazoa; Chordata; Actinopteri; Spariformes; Sparidae
Gene: lhfpl4a
Product: LHFPL tetraspan subfamily member 4a
Exons: 4
Coding region: 1-717 (238 amino acids)
Biological process (GO): gamma-aminobutyric acid receptor clustering; sensory perception of sound
Cellular component (GO): postsynaptic membrane; plasma membrane; inhibitory synapse
Molecular function (GO): GABA receptor binding
Source: RefSeq, a predicted model, not a curated record